Messenger RNA from Pocillopora damicornis (cauliflower coral), 3819 nucleotides. RefSeq names its product solute carrier family 25 member 44. Gene Ontology annotation, cellular component: mitochondrion. Gene Ontology annotation, biological process: branched-chain amino acid catabolic process; transmembrane transport; branched-chain amino acid transport. Gene Ontology annotation, molecular function: branched-chain amino acid transmembrane transporter activity. The record is from RefSeq and is a predicted model, not a curated record. Lineage: Eukaryota; Metazoa; Cnidaria; Anthozoa; Scleractinia; Pocilloporidae.
CUCAUUUGAAGGCAGGUAAUUAAAACACGUAAAAAAUGGUGAAAUUUUUUAACAAUUAGCAACCUUCAGAGGUGUCUUUUGUUUAAUGGGAGAAGGACUCAAGGAUGGAAAUCACAAUUUUCAUUGAAACAGCUUCUGCAAGACAAGAUUUAAAGUGGUCAAGAUUAUUGUACAAUGUAGAGCUUAUGAUUUUGCAGGCAAUCAACAGCUUAUUAUGAGCAUUAUCAACUAUUAUAGAAUUAUAUUUGUUUCACACAUUUACAAAAUUUAACUCUAUUCAUAUUUAUAGCUUAACUUUUUCCAAGCAUUUAAUUAGAGGAUACAAUAAAAAGGGGAGUAAAGAAAGGUAGAGAUCUGUGGACAUGUGAAAAUUAUUUCCUACCAAGAUUUCCAUAAUUUUUGCUGUUUUUACUAUUCUAAUUUCUCCACUCAUCAGGCAUCUGGCAUAGGCUAUGUGACUAAGAUAGGCUAUACGACUAAGAGAAGUGUGAGUGAUCCAGAACUGGUCUGUGCCUAUUAUGUUAUAAUUAAUUAACUGAGUAAGAACUCUGCUGGUUGCUCAGUCAUCAUUAUAACUCAAAUGUGACCAGUUGUGACAGGGUUUAUUUCAGAAAUAUUUCAGGUGUUCAUAGCUUUCUGGAUCAGAAAGUAACUUUCUUUGAGCAGCCCAUGUUAACAAAACAGAAGUUGUUCAUCAAAUAAAUUUGUACACUGUUUGGUAAUUUUAACAUUUUUUAGUUACACUUUGUUUUUCCAUAGAUUUUUAUUAUCAGAAUUGUCUUUUUUUAAGUAAAAGACAUCAGGGAGAGGGUAGAACAUUAAUUUUCUUCAACAUCACAAACAAUAAUUCGCAAGACAGAUUCAGGAGUGAUUCAGCGGUAACUGUUUCUUUAUGUAAAUUGUGGUGCAUGCAAAUUAUACAGGAAUAUUAGAUUUACAAAGUGAAUCUGUUCAUAAAAAGGAAAGACUAUUGUUAUCACUAGUGACUAACAUUACAACAACCUAAGCUGAAGUCAUCAUCACUCCCCUAAGGUUGUUGAAACCUCCACCUCCAACACUAACAACAGUUCUUCCUUGGACAACCCUCACCAACAGAUUAUGGAAAAUGUUCCUUCUAUUGAUUUCCAUGUGAUCUCUGAUUGGGAUAUAUUAGGAAUAACAAUACAAGUCAGUCUACAGUAGCACUAUUUAUUAGAAAAACAUAUGAAGACACCUAAAGGACAAAGGAUAUGUAUAAAAUCCUAGACAGCCAAAAUCAAGUCUUAAACGAUUUUGUCCAUAAUGUAAAUGAUACGGCAUCUAUACCUAAACUUGCGCUUUCAGGAUUUACUGUUAAAAUGGGGUCUGAUUUCUAACCUCAUAUCUUGAGAUUGACACAGUUUUGAAAAUCAACACAUCUUUUGUUGCUCGGUUGUUGUUUGGCGUGUUUUGAUAUCAAGACUGGGAGGCGCGGAUACUAUUGUUUGGCCAGGCUACUGAGUAUACAACAUGGCGACGAGUUUGCAGGGUUGCCCAUCGUCCAUGUAAUAUUUUUAUCCCUCUAGAAAUGGAAGUGAGGAGAUUUAGGAAUUAUUAUUGUCACCAUGCCAGAAAAAGUGAAAAUAAUAGAAUGGCAUCAGUUGGAAAAGAAAAAGUAUUUUCUUUUUAUGAACGUGUACAUGUUAACUACAAAUGCUGUGCUAUUUCCGGUCGAGUUAGUGAAAACUCGACUCCAACUCCAGCGGACCAAAGCUCUUUACAAAAACACGCUGGAUGUCGUUUACAAGACUGUGAAAAACGAGGGAUUUUUAGGACUUUACAAAGGAUUCCCGGUAAGUCAGUUCGGCGUUCUCACUGGACAUAUCUACGCUUCAAGCUACGAAAUUUCCAGAGAACAAUUCUCCACGCUGCAAAAUGCAGCCCGCGGAUUUUUAGCUGGAGGUCUCGCUGCUGCGUUAGAACAAACCUUUAUAAAUCCAGUAGAUGUUAUAUGCCAGCGAAUGAUGGUUGAAGGGCAAGGAGAAAGAAAUAAGCAGCGCGUUACCUUGAGAUCUGUCGUGAUUGUAAAGCGAGUAUUGAAAGAGCAUGGAGUUUUUGGCUUUUAUCGUGGGUUUACGGCGUCUUUGAUGGUCGAGGGGCUCUGGAGUGCCACUUGGUGGGCCUCUUAUGGGUUCUACUUAGAUAUGAUUGGGAAAAUGGUUCCUGAUGGAACGUCACAUCUCGUUAUCAAGGGUCUGUCCGGGAUGCUAGCUGGAAUUAGCUCUGCUGUGGUGGGUAAUCCCAUUGACGUCAUUAGGGUCAGACUACAGGUGGAAGGAAGAAAGUCUAUUUUGAGAACUCUGCAUGAUCUGCUCAAGAAUGAAGGAGCUCUGGCUUUAACAAAGGGAAUGUUUGCUAGUGCCGUUUCUGAGAUGCCCUGUAGUGCUAUUACAAUAAUUGGGUAUGAAAUGGUCAAGAAACUAAGCUUGAAGGAGAAUUCUGUCAUUGAAGAUUUGCUUAGGCAAUCUUUUGUUCUUUCCUGGAUGCCGGAGGAAGUCAAACAGAUUGAGUGGCAGCAUGUUGACAAGCUUAAAUACUACACCUACGGAAGUGUUUUCUUCGUUGGAGUAAAUACUAUUUUAUACCCAGCAGAUGUGAUCAAAACUCGACUGCAACUGCAGCGGACAAAUGCUCUCUACAAAGGAACGCUUGAUGCUGUUUUCAAAACCUUCAGAUCUGAAGGACUUAUUGGGUUUUACAAAGGAUUCCUGGUGAGCCAAAUGAGUGUUUUAACUGGGCAUUUCUACGUGACAAGCUACGAAGUUUCACGUUCGCAAAUGUCUUUCUUUGGCGAUGGCACUCGAGGAUUUGUGGCCGGUGGAGUUGCGGCGCUAAUGGAGCAGUUUUUAGCAAAUCCAAUCGAGGUGAUUUCUCAAAAGCUUAUGAUUCAAGGACAAGGAGAAAACAACACAAAACUUAAGGGAGCUCUUCACAUCUCUGCAGACGUGUUUAAAGACUAUGGUGUGGGUGGUUUCUACAGGGGAUUUGUCCUCUCGUUAAUGACCGGGGCAUUGUGGAGUGCUGUCUGGUGGGGCUCAUAUGGUGUGUACAUAGACAUAAUUGGGGAUUACGCCCCACAUGGUACAUCUCAUCUUCUAAUCCAGAGUGUCGCUGGUGGACUUUCAGGGUUGAAUGCAGCCGUCAUUGGGAAUCCGUUUGAUAUUGUAAAAACAAGACUUCAGGUUGAAGGUGGAAAAUCCAUGACCAAAUCCUUUCAAGAACUACUCAAGAAAGAAGGACCAAAGUCAUUGACUAAAGGAAUGCUUGCUAGUAUAUUGUCUUGGGUUCCUUCAAGUGUUAUCAUGAUAGCUGCAUAUGAAACUGUUAAGAAACUCAGCCUUAAAGAGAAAUCCAUUGACUUGUUUAUUUAAUAAGUACAUGUAACACACUAAAUCUUCAACAACCACACACCUCAUCAAAGCAAGGGUAGACCACGAAGUAAGGGGAGAUUUCUGAGUUUUUAGCAAUUCCUCGAUUUGGUGCUUGUCAUGUAAAGCAUAGGAGCCCCCAAAGGACUCCUGGUAUGUUUUAUUCAAAAAAAAUUUCUCCUCUGUUGUGUCAUACAGGUCAACCCUUGCUGCACUUCUAUAAUUAUAUAAAUGUCAGAAAAUGACAAUUACAAAGAAAAUAUUAAUUAUUUCAACUUGAGAGACAUUUGGUGCCCUUGCUAUUGAUUAGGAACAGUUCCAGCCAUGUGAAUUUACUGUUACAUAAUCUUUAUGCACUCUUCAGCGUGGAAGGGAAUCCUUUUACUGCCAUUACAUUGUAACCCAUUUUAAUAAAACAGUAAUUCCACUUGUG